AUGUCUCUCGUCGCCUAUUCGGACUCUGAGGGGUCUGAAGAUGACCAACCACAGACGAAACCUGAGAGGCCUGCACCGAAGCCGGCUACCGCGCCUCACAAUUCGAAUUUCACAGUCAACAAAACCAAUCCGAGGAAGAUACAGGUCAAACUCAACGAGGUGGCUACAAAAGGGGACGACGAUGGGGAACGAGCGCCGAAGCGACCUCGAGUAGGAGGAGGAGGAGCGUUCAGUGGGUUCAACGCAAUGCUCCCUGCGCCAAAACGAGAUGCCGAGACCAAGGCCGAGUCAAAGUCCACGGCGAGGAAAGUGUUUAGUCUCAGGACGGGCGCCGAACCUGCCUUCAGUCGGGAAGCAGAUGCGGAACUUCGACACCUAUUCGCAGGACAAAAGGCCGACGGCACCACACAAUCGAACGGAGACGACACAUUACCACCGGUCCCCAAGAGAGCGAGUCCAACAGCAGAUGUGCCGAAAGAUCAGCCGGUGAAAGGAAACCCUUUCAUGUUCAAACCACUAUCUGUGGCACGCAACAACAAGAAACCCAAACGUAGUCGCCCUGCAGAAUCAAAGGGCCCGGCUGGCCCAACAGUGCCAACGGCCGACUCUUCCAAUUCGACCACAGUUGAGCCUGUAAAGCCCGACGCCCCGCCGAAGAAGGUGAGCCUGUUUUCUAUAAACAGCGAGCCGGAAGCACAAGUGGGAGUUGAGCCUGAUGAAGCUGAGGACGAGAUAGUCGAGUUUCUUGACGAACCUGUGGGCGAUGAGACCUACUCUAUGUCCGGCGGACUAUCCACGAGCACAUCUAGUCAUCCUCAACCACAGUCUCUGGAUGCCAUUGCUUCAGACCUCAACCUCUCGAAAGCUGACCGGCGGCAGCUGUUCGGACGGCGUGGGCAGGGUACAGCCUCGGCAAUCAACGUGGUAAAUUUCAAUACGGAUGAGGAAUGGAGAGCAAACGAAGCCUUACGCGCCAGCGGCGAACAAAUACAACAUAAUCCCGUCCGAACCAUUGCUCCAGGCAAGCACAGUCUGAAACAGUUGGUGACUGUUGCUACGGGCCAGAAGGAAGCGCUUGAAGAAAGCUUUGCUACGAGUAGAAGGAACAAAAAGGAAGCUGGGAGCAAGUAUGGAUGGUAG
Molecule: messenger RNA, 1140 nt
Organism: Capronia coronata CBS 617.96
Lineage: Eukaryota; Fungi; Ascomycota; Eurotiomycetes; Chaetothyriales; Herpotrichiellaceae
Exons: 1
Coding region: 1-1140 (379 amino acids)
Cellular component (GO): nucleus
Source: RefSeq, a predicted model, not a curated record